This is a messenger RNA of Penicillium vulpinum, 939 nucleotides long. Its product is annotated as polysaccharide deacetylase family protein. Gene Ontology annotation, biological process: carbohydrate metabolic process. NCBI's taxonomy places the organism in Eukaryota, Fungi, Ascomycota, Eurotiomycetes, Eurotiales, Aspergillaceae. Bases 1 to 939 code for a protein of 312 amino acids. The transcript is spliced from 2 exons. The record is from RefSeq and is a predicted model, not a curated record. Gene Ontology annotation, molecular function: hydrolase activity, acting on carbon-nitrogen (but not peptide) bonds.
AUGGCCGCCUCUCGGAAACCAAAUGUCAAAAUUCUACUCUCCGUGGAUUUCGAUGCUGUUUCGGGCUUUCUAGGAACUGGUGCUUCGGCUACAACCAAUCUGGCCGAUUACAGCAGUGGCUUUUUCGCAGCUCAAGUUGGAGUACCACGCUUAUUGCGCCUCUUUAAGAAACAUGGAAUCAGUUCCUCCGUGACUUGGUUUGUGCCUGGUCAUUCAAUGGAAUCAUUCCCAGAGGAGACCAAAGCAAUUGUUCAGUCGGGCGCCGAAAUCGGUUGUCAUGGAUAUGCACACGAGGGCUCUACUCAAAUGACCGAAUCACAGGAAAGAGAAGUUAUAGCCAAAUGUGUGCAGUUGGCAACAAACUUGACUGGAAAAAAACCUCGAGGAUGGAGGGCGCCAUUAUAUCAGUUGCGAACACACACCGUUCAAGUUCUAGAAGAGUUUGGAUUUUUAUACGACUCCUCUCUCACGCAUCAUGAUUCGUCGUUGUACUUUGUCCCUCGAAUGGCAGAGCCCAAGGCCAUUGACUUCUCGCCUUCCAAGUCUGCUUCUACUUGGAUGAAGCCUCUUCCUGCCCCUGCAGCUAGAACUCCCCAAACUCUGGUCGAAAUUCCGUGCAAUUGGUAUAUGGAGGAUAUGACGCCGAUGCAAUUUCUCCCAGCGGCAGAGAACUCGCAUGGGUUUGUCAGCCCGAUCACCAUUGAGCAGAAUUGGAAGUCGCGGUUUGAGUUCCUCUACAGUGAGGCCCUCGAAAAAUCAAUUGAGGAAGAUGCUGAGCAAGGCUUUGUCUUCCCUUUGGUCCUGCAUCCAGAUACAAGUGGAAUGGCUCAUGUGGUUGGGAUGAUUGACCGAAUGAUUUUGUGGCUCAAACAGCAAGACGAGGUUGAAUUUGUGACAUUUGGCGAGUGUGCGGCAGAGUGGAAAAGGAAUCAUAUUUAA